Messenger RNA from Daldinia vernicosa, 1672 nucleotides. RefSeq lists its product as uncharacterized. The record is from RefSeq and is a predicted model, not a curated record. The transcript has a single exon. Bases 82 to 1482 code for a protein of 466 amino acids. Lineage: Eukaryota; Fungi; Ascomycota; Sordariomycetes; Xylariales; Hypoxylaceae.
CACGGCCUGCAGGAGAGACCAAGCUGAGCACCUCAGUAACCCGGUUUGCCCAUCGGAACAGAACACACAACAAUCAUCACAAUGAAGACCAGUAAACAAUUCAUCAUCGAUUUAACGCGCAGCAAACAAGUCCUCCUCGAUGCUGUGAACGCUAUCGGGAGCGGAGACUCCUCGAAGACGAACGCAUUCAUUUCCGACUGCGGGUAUGACCUGUCCGUCGACAAUCUCAAAAACGCCAGGGGCGCCGCGGAAAGUGGGUGCCAUUUCAACAUUUCGGUUGCUGCCGGGCUUUACAAUAUCAGCGAGCCAGAGGACCUAAAAGAUCACAAGCUGAAGGUCGACCCAUCAAACGGCCGCAUCUACAUCGACGGUGCCAUUAAACGUAACGCAACGGAACCGGACGGUAAAGUAGUGUGGUCCGAUUCCGGGGAUACUUAUACUAUCACCUUUUACUUCGACUACGAAGACGAUGGCAGCCCGAAGCCGAUUACGUUCUCCGGGAACCGUAAGAACGGAAAAGGUGGCGAAGACGCCGUUAGCGGGUCGCAAAUAGUCCCGGGGAGUGCAAUCGUGGCCUUCCUGAACUCCCCUAUUCCCCUUACCACUGCUUUUAUUUGCACUGUCCUUGGAGUCUCGGCCUCCGCCAUUAUCGGAUGGAUUAUGGGCUGUCUUGAGGGCAAGGAAAGGACCGGAACUGUUGAAGUUCGACGUGCCCUCGACCUCGCGAGCGAGGCUUUCCAAAGCGUCGGUCCUCAAUACAAGCCGCCAAGCUUUGAUUAUACGGUUCCAAGCUUGAGAACCGACUUGGAGCAGAUAAUCGAACGGUCGGUUAAUCGCGAUCUGGAGAACCUCGAUCCCACCGACAGCCGUAUCCGGGAAAACGCAUCAGCGGAUGCGGUUGCAUACUUGGAGGAAAGGGUAGGGAAGACAUUGCAGUCAAGCUACAAAGAACAUUUUCGAGGAUUCGUAGACUUGCUGUCCAAAUCGCGCUACGAGCCACUGCUGUCAGACAUAGAGGCUUCAGCGGUGGAGAAAGAAAUUGGAAGUAGAAGGGAUGGUUUGAGAGCCGAGGCGCCAUAUCUCCAGAGCGCCGUUGAGUAUUGUAUUCAUAGUAGAGCCGAAAGACUUGCCCGAGAGCGGGGGGUGGUGUAUCAAGACGCUAUGGACAAGAAUAGCCAGGAGGCGCAGAGCGACCGCGCGCAAGCGACGAACAAGGAGAAAGCAAAGCAAGAUCUAGUCGACCAGGUAAAUGCCGAAACCGACGCGGCGAAGAAGGCAGAAUUAGAGCAGAAGAUUAAGAACCUAGAUACAGAGAUUGAAAAGCUCGAGUCAGAGGCAAAGGAGAAGGAGGAGAGGGCGAAGGAAGCAAAAGAACAGAGGGAUCGGGAAUUAGAGAAUGCAGAUGAGGCUGAAAAGGAAGCCAAAGAGGCGAAGGAUAAAAGGGACACUCACGCGGAGGGCGUCUAUGGUGACGGUCUCUGAUACUUUUGGCCCGGAUCUUCGUAUACACAUGUGGCCAACAGGAGAGCAUUAUUUCCGCCCUGAAUGGAGGGGAGGAGGAGGAGGAGGAGGAGGAGAAGGAUAUUGUCACAUGGCAAAGGCGUGCCAAAGUAGAUAGAAUAAAGCUAUUUUGAUAAUCUAAUUGAUUGUAUUAAAUCGUGAAAGAGAAGGC